Molecule: messenger RNA, 1511 nt
Organism: Prosopis cineraria
Lineage: Eukaryota; Viridiplantae; Streptophyta; Magnoliopsida; Fabales; Fabaceae
Exons: 11
Coding region: 185-1207 (340 amino acids)
Biological process (GO): transmembrane transport
Cellular component (GO): membrane
Molecular function (GO): transmembrane transporter activity
Source: RefSeq, a predicted model, not a curated record
UUGAAAUUUUUAUAAAAUUAGAGGCAUACAAAUUGCAUUUCAGCCCUGUGGUUAGUUAAUAUGACUCCAAGUCUCCGACUCCGAGGUUAAUGCAAAUAUAUUGCGGAAAGUCUUACUCGAUUCAGUGUCCAUUUUGAAAGUUGCGUCUGUUUUCAAAAAUUGAAGCGAAUUAAGUUAAGCGACAAUGGUUUGGCUUGCCAUGACAAGGUGGUGGAGAACCCAUGUAACUCUACGACUGUUCAGCUUACUCUCGCUGGGUCAAGCUGUUUCUGCAAUCAUGGCAGUUAUGAGCCUCACUUCCUCUCUCAUAGCCGAUCUGGGUGUUAAUGCCCCGCUUUCUCAGAGUAUGUUCAACUACUUAGCCUUAGCCUUGGUUUAUGGAAGCAUUUUGAUUUUCAGGCGUCAGAAAACUCUGAUUCCUUGGUAUUGGUAUUUACUGUUAGGUUUUGUUGAUGUUCAAGGGAAUUAUUUGGUUAAUGAAGCGUACCAGUAUUCAUCCAUUACCAGUGUGACUUUACUGGACUGUUGGACGAUACCUUGGGCCAUGAUACUAACUUGGUUCAUCAUUGGCACUAGAUAUUCCAUAGGGCAGUAUUUUGGUGCGGUCCUAUGUGUGCUAGGUCUUGGCUUAGUCCUACUCUCUGACGCUGGGAUUGCUGGAGGAGGCGGGACGAAACCCAUCUUAGGUGAUGUACUUGUCAUUGGAGGGACCCUUUUCUAUGCAAUGAGCAAUGUUGGUGAGGAAUUUUGUGUCAAGAAAAAAGAUCGUGUUGAAGUGGUUGCCAUGAUUGGUGUUUAUGGAUUCUUAGUCACCGUCGUUGAAGCAUCCAUAAUUGAAUUGAAGAAUGUGGAAUCUAUUGAAUGGUCUACCGAUUUAGUACUUUCUUUGGUGGGCUAUACUGCAUCAAGCUUCUUGUUUUACACACUUGCUCCUUUUGUUUUAAAGUUGAGUGGAGCUGCCAUGUUCAAUCUAUCUCUUCUUACAUCUGACAUGUGGGCAGUGGUUUUUAAAAUCUAUUUGUAUCACCAGAAGGUGGACUGGCUGUACUUCCUCUCCUUCGCAAUCGUUGUUAUAGGGCUUGUCAUUUAUUCUACAACAGAGAAGGACCAUGUUGCUGCGCCAAGUAUUGAGAAUGGGAGUGUGGAUGCAGAAUACCAAGUGCUUCAAGAUGAAAGCACAGAAAGUAGAAACGAGUCUUCGGGUUGAUGAAGAAAGUAACAUGUUGCUGGUUAAAGAGUGAACUACACAUCAUUAUGUGAUUGAAUUUUCAGUAUGCUGCUUGGGAUGGACGGUGGAGAUGUCAUUCAUGGCGACCGAGAGGCUAAAUUUUGAUAACAGUUGAGUUUUUGAUGUUAGGAUUUAACAUUAUAAUUUCCUUUUUCUUUUUUUAAUAAUAGUUAUCUAUGUCUCAGUUAUUCAGAAUAAGAUUUUUUUUCUUUUAGGACUGCAGUUUGUCAUAUCACCUGUAUGGUAAUGCAUAAGACUUAUCAUUGCUUCUUUCUCAUUUGAA